Messenger RNA from Clarias gariepinus (North African catfish), 516 nucleotides. Its product is annotated as interleukin-23 subunit alpha-like. Lineage: Eukaryota; Metazoa; Chordata; Actinopteri; Siluriformes; Clariidae. The record is from RefSeq and is a predicted model, not a curated record. Bases 1 to 516 code for a protein of 171 amino acids. Gene Ontology annotation, molecular function: cytokine activity. Gene Ontology annotation, cellular component: extracellular region. Gene Ontology annotation, biological process: immune response. The transcript has 4 exons.
AUGCUCAUGUGCGCUUUCGGAGCUCCAGUGCGAGUCACCGAGACGGACUUCACGGAGGGGAAAACACUGGCAUUAAGGCUAAAUGAUAAGGCGAGACAGUUAUAUGCAGAGGUCGAGACCCCGAACGAGGUGGCUGCAGUCAGCGACCCUCCAAUGAUGAUCAGGCCUGAGGACAGUUGUGAUCCUGAUAGUCUUAAGACCAAACCAGAGAUUUGCCUGUCCAGGGUUGUUCUUGCUUUAAAGAACUAUAGCAGGAUCUUUGGGGACAGUGGAAUAUUUCAAGGCCAAAACACUAACUGUGAAAAGUGGAGAGCAAAUGCUACAGAUAUAGCUGACGUGGCAGAACAAAUCCUAGAGACACUUAAGGAGCCGUCUGAGACUCCGACACCUAUAAUGGUGGAAAACUGGAUGGCCGAGGGCUACCUGUGCCGCGACAGCGUCGAGCGUCUGUUCUCCUUCUCCGUCGUGACAGCUCGUGUUUUUAGCCAUUUGUCCUCUCUUCAGCAGUCAGCUUAA